AUGGACACGACAUACCAUGUUCACGGCCUCAGGAACGCUAUACAGUCUUCCGGCCUUCUUGAGGAACAUCAAAAUGCCAUCAUCACCGGCGGAGGGCCAAAGAGGCCUACUGACCCGGACCAGUUGGCCUACUUCAUACGCCUGAUCACCGCAAUCCGAGACGGUCGCCGCAUUACCACCACAUACAACAUUGUCGUGCUCUUCAUCAUCACUGUCCUCGCCUUGUUCCACUUGCGUGGGAAAGCAAGGACUUUGAAGAAGCGGACACGACAAGCUGAGCUGGAGCAGAGACGAUUCAGACGAACGUCACGAACCCAAACCGGGGGUGACCGUGAAGCUGAAGAUGCCAGCCUCUCCCCCCUCUCAUCCUCAUCCAGCAGCACAGCAGUCGAAGGCACAGCUGCCCCUCCAUGUGCCACGAAGAACGACACUACAAACGUCCAAAUUGAUAUCGAGCGAGUGCCCCUUCUACCCAGCGCAUCUUCACCAACCCCUCCUGCGGGCCGUACACCGAGCCUCGGGAAUCUCAUCACCGCCUGGUUGAUGUACCAACCACGUCCCCCCAUCCCCCUCAUCAACAAGACCCUCCCACCCAACGGGACCUCGCUCUUCAUCCUCUCCUUCCUCGCCUUAAACGUCUUCUAUCACCUCUACCGCGUCCCGCUCGAACCCGCCUACUUCUUCGCCUUCGCCGACCGCGCAGCCUGCAUCUUCAUCGUCAACCUGCCCCUUCUCUACCUCCUCGCCGCCAAGAACCAGCCCCUGAAGCUUCUGACCGGCUGCUCCUACGAGAGCCUCAACAUCUUCCACCGCCGGCUCGGCGAGCUGCUCUGCGCGGAGGCCGCCGUUCACUCCCUCGGCAUGCUGGCCUUCCAGGCGUGGUUGGCGCCCGACUGGCUCCUGGACGGCACCACCUGGGACUUUCUGCGCAACCGCCUGGCUCUCCUGGGAAUGGGCACUUUUGUCAGCUACGAGCUCCUCUACUUGACCUCCCUGGCCAGUUUCCGCCAAAAGUGGUACGAGCUGUUCCUCGCCUCGCACGUCGUCCUCCACGUGGCCGCUCUCGUCCUGCUGUGGUUCCACUUCUCCACCAGUCGCCCUUACGUCGCCGUCUCCCUCGCCAUCUUCGUCCUCGACCGCAUCGCGUGGAGGUUGGUCAUCAAGAGUACCGUCGUGGUGGCCGAUGUCACGGUUCUCCCGGACGGCGACACGCUGUUGCUCUCCGCCGAUUGGGACUUGCCAUCUUCCCAAUUGCCGCCGCCGUCGCCGCCGCCUCCCAAGGGGUUGUUCGGUUUGUGGUCCUCUUGUGCCCGGCGGCUGGGCUGGACGCACCGUGGCGUCAAGGCCGGCUGGAAACCAACCGACCACGUCUUCCUCACGGUACCCGCCCUGGGCCGCACGCAUGCGCUCCAGACACACCCCUUCACCAUCGCUUCCGCAGCGCCCGUGCCAGUUCAAUCGUCCGACGGCGUGAGCGUCACACAUGCCUGGUUCAGCCUUCUCAUCCGGGCCCAGUCGGGCUUCACCACCGACCUCCUCCACUACGCCCACCGACACCGUUCCGUGUCCGUUCGUCUGGACGGUCCGUACGGGUCUUCCCACGCCCUGCAUACCCUCGAGGCGGCAGAUGACGUCGUCCUCGUCGCCGGGGGUUCGGGCAUCGCCGUCGCCUUUCCGCUCGUCUGGGCCUUGUUGAUGGACGACGAUGCGAAGACGGCGAGAGGACCCAUCAAGAUGGCAGCAACGUCGCACGCCGAAGACCCGAAAGCCGGUGUCCCGUCGCGACGCGUCCAUCUCUUGUGGAUCGUUCAUUCUCGGGAGCACCAACACUGGAUACCCUCCGCUAUGUGGGACGACCUGGUGUCGGCCGGCUUGGACCUCGUCAUUCCGGGUCCCACCGCCGUCGAAGGGCGACCGGACGUUGGAGGAUACGUGGGGGGGUGGCUUUUCGAUUCGGCUUCGCGAGGACGGGACGUCGGCGUCCUGGUUUCGGGCCCGGACGGGCUCAACCGCGUUGUGAGGAAUACGUGUGCCGGCGCCUUGGCUCGAGGGGCCGAUGUCAGAUUAGUUGUCGAGAAGUUCGGCUGGUAG
Molecule: messenger RNA, 2091 nt
Organism: Sodiomyces alkalinus F11
Lineage: Eukaryota; Fungi; Ascomycota; Sordariomycetes; Glomerellales; Plectosphaerellaceae
Exons: 1
Coding region: 1-2091 (696 amino acids)
Biological process (GO): iron ion transport; intracellular iron ion homeostasis; copper ion import
Cellular component (GO): plasma membrane
Molecular function (GO): ferric-chelate reductase activity
Source: RefSeq, a predicted model, not a curated record